AUGUCGGAAGAUUUUUUAGAGUUUCUGAGGAAUAAAUUCAUUGAUGGCUUAGCGGAAGCAGAGGAUCAAGGGAGGCAACUGCCUAUGCAUCGUCAAUUUCAAGGGAUUCGGGGCGUUUUUCUUAGAAAGGACAUCACCUCAUCCACGCCUACCCAAAUGAUCCAAAUGAGGAAUACGCUCUACCGGCUCCUCGCUGUGUACACCGACUGCCUCAUCUUCUCGGAGAAGCAUCCAAUCCCAAGCACCAAGUUUCUCUUGCCUUUCUACAAUCUCUUCCACUUCUGGUUUCUCAAAAGCACCAAGGAGGUGCUGGGGCGAAUCAAGGGAGAUCUUGGUCUGUAUCCGUGCAUAGAAGACUCCAAUGGCUCACCCGAUCAUAGUGAGGAUCAAGAAAGUCAAAGUCAUGAUCCAGAAAAUCAAAGUCAAAUUUGGUAUCCUCAUGUGUCGGAGAUACGAGGUUUUGAUAGACAAUUCUCAAAAAUCCGAAAUUGGCUUCUGCAAUCUGAUGAGGGAUUCAAGGACAUUGCAAUUGUUGGGAUUGGAGGUUCAGGCAAGACAGCUCUUGCCCGACAACUUUUUUAUGACGAACAUAUUCAGGGUGCCUUUUUCCCCACACUUUGGAUCAGCUUAUCAGGAAAGAUUGAUGCAGACAUAGACUUAAAGCAAGUUGUGAAAGACAUGUUAGUGGAGUUGACUGCUGAGCAUGGACAUGAAAAGAGUUGUAGCACUGAGGAGCCGUUGUCCUCCCUGGGCCGUCGGUUGUUGGGUAAAAAGUACUUGAUUGUGCUUGAUGGCAUAUGGGAUGAAACCAGAGAUUGGUAUUUCAGUCUAGGCCAGGCAUUGAACUGGCCUGAUAGGGACUGCAAUAUCCAAUUUGGUAGAGACCAGAAAAGAAAUGGGAAUACAGUUAUCAUUACUACUAGACUUGAGGAAGUGGGAAAAGGGAUGGUGGGUGAUAAGUAUCUGCAUAGCAUGGAAGGCAUUGGUAAGGAUGAGAUUUGGUCCAUAUUCGAUGAUGCAGUUGAUAAAAGCAAAUUGAAUCCUCAACAGAAUGAUAAAUUGAAGAAAUUGCAAAACGAAAUUGUGAAACAGUGUGAUGGCUUCCCUCUAGGUGUGAAGACAUUAGCUGAGAUCAUUCCAGGCGCAUUGACUAAGGAUCAUUCCGGUGUCGAUGCAGAACCAGAGAGGGGACACAUUGACUCAGAUCAUUACAGUGCCACACAGAACCAUAGAGGGGACACAUUGACUGAGAUCAUUCCAAUGGAGGUCCAGAUUGAUGGAGGGGGGUAA
Vitis vinifera (wine grape) is the source of this 1290-nucleotide messenger RNA. Its product is annotated as probable disease resistance protein At5g45440. Gene Ontology annotation, molecular function: ADP binding. The coding region runs from base 1 to 1290 and encodes 429 amino acids. Gene Ontology annotation, biological process: defense response to other organism. NCBI's taxonomy places the organism in Eukaryota, Viridiplantae, Streptophyta, Magnoliopsida, Vitales, Vitaceae. The record is from RefSeq and is a predicted model, not a curated record. The transcript has a single exon.